GAUGUUCAGACUCUGCACUCGGAUCACGGCUGAUGGUCGCGGUACAUGUGCUAUUUCCGUCGCGCUUAAUUAUUAUUAUUAUUAUUUCACAUAAACGUCGUUUUCGAAUUUGAGUAUAAUAUUUUUAUUUUUGGUUUAUAAGUAUUAUAUUUUUUAAUAAUAACGUCCGCGAAUGUGUCUGUGCGUUUUUACCUAUCGCUUCGUCCGGAUUUUUAUAUAAUAUUUUUAAAUAGUAUUAUUGUUGUGUAUUUUUUUUUUUAUUCUCCAGUGUUGUUGACGCGGUAAAACUAUAAUUUUUGUUUUUGUUUUUCAAAUAAAAAAUCCUACCCCGGUGUGUAUAUUUCGCGUGGUGUUUGUGUACCCGGUUAUAAGCUACUCGAGGAGAUAUUAUUACCUAUUAUCGUUUUUUAAACUGCGGAUUAAGUGCGCUGCCGGAUAGUUUCCCUGGAUCAUUGGAACGCGCAUACCCGUCGGACUAUUUUGACUCGUACAUGCCCGCCGAGCAUCACCGGUGACAUUGUGUAUGGCCGUUAAGCGGCCAGCGGCGUCCAGCCGUUCGGGUCUGCACCUGCACCGCGUUUGGUAUGCCUGACAAGGAGACCAUGCUGUACCCGAACCCAUUCGACUAUUCGGUCGGGUUGUCCCUGCAGUUCCCGUUGUCCGCAGCGCCGCCACCGCCGCCGGACGCCAGAGGAUCUUGCAUAUGGAACCCCAGCCUGAUACCGCCGGCCACGUCCAGCCCGUCCACGUCCACCAUGGGCGCUUUCCACCAACCGAUACCACACAGCCUGGUCGGAAGCUGCGGUGUCGGCGGGUCAGGUGACUUGAUAUCGAGGCGGGGGGCGGGUGGCGUUUUACCGCCACAUCAUCCGCACCCCCACCCCGCUGACUUCCCGCAUCCACUUCGCUUCAACUGCAUGGAUAUUUGCUCGUCAUUCGCCACAGUCGGUUCCCUGAGUUCGGGCUUGUGCAGUCCGCUGGCGCAGAGCUUUUCUCGGCAGGGCAAAAAGCGGGCACUGUCCGUUUCACCGUCGCCGGACUUGGAGCUCCAUGGCCGAAUCAGGUCUUCGCCGAGUGCGCUUUACUCGGCGGCCGCAGCAUACGGAGCUUCCUGCUCGAGGAGCUCCAGUACGUCGGGAUCUUACGGUCAUCUAAACCCACUGGCGUUCACUAUGCAACAUCACCCGUCUGUGAUAUCGCCGCAAGUCCAACAGUUGCUGCGGUCAGCUAGCGGUCUUCACUUACCGUGGCAUAACGCCACCUCGGUACCGUCGUCUGCUCAUCAUGCUUCGUACAAUAUACACAUGUUACCAGUGCCAUCGCAGGACGGUUCCCAAACGUUGGCCAACGACAUGUGUAAGAUCAAGCAUGAACGCUCAAAGUCAAAGCAGGGGUCGGCAUCGAAAAAGUCGUCGCAAAAAAUAUCGGAAGACUCUAAGCAAAAUUCGCCAGAGUCAAUCUGUGACUUAAAAGGCGAACCGGAUUUCAUAGAAACCAACUGCCAUUGGAAACACUGUAGUUUGGAGUUUCAGACCCAGGCUGUUCUAGUUCAGCACAUAGUUAACGAUCAUAUUCAGGCGAACAAAAAAUCGUUUGUGUGCCAAUGGCAAGAUUGCUCCAGAGACGAGAAGCCGUUUAAAGCCCAAUACAUGCUUGUGGUUCACAUGAGAAGACAUACGGGGGAGAAGCCUCACAAAUGCACGUUUGAAAACUGCACAAAAGCUUACUCGAGGUUGGAAAACCUUAAAACUCAUCUCAGAUCUCAUACAGGUGAAAAACCUUACACCUGUGAACACCCUGGCUGCAGUAAAGCUUUCAGCAAUGCUUCGGACAGAGCAAAGCACCAAAACCGAACACACUCUAGUGAGAAACCUUACAUCUGCAAGGCUCCGGGUUGUACCAAGCGAUACACGGAUCCUAGUUCCUUGCGAAAACACGUGAAGACCGUUCACGGGGCCGACUUUUAUGCUCAUAAACGGCACAAAGGCAAUGGAGAUAAUAGUCGUGGAGGAGGCAGUGGCGGCGGAGGUGGCACAAGUGCUGGUGCUGAUGAUGCGUCGCCGUAUAGAAGUGAUGAAAUGCCAAUGAGUGCCAAAACUGUUAGUGUAUCUAGUCCGAGCAUUAAAUCGGAGGAAACUAAUUCUCCGGGUCAGCAACCCAGUCCUAUGAGCGUCCCGUACAAUAAUAGGAUGUUCCACGACGAGCCAAUUAGCGAUAGCAAUCAUAGUGCAGAUGCCUUAGACGAUAAUUGGGUCGAAGACGGACAGGAAGCUGAUCUGUUCGACCUUAUGCCGAUGCAAUCCGAAGUCGGAAUGGUAACAUCGGCGCCAAUGGUACGAAGAAUGCGCCGAUAUGUGCCGCACGCUGGACUGAAGCAUGCAGUCAAUGAGUUAUCUCCAAUGCCGGACUUGAGUCCCGGACAUGGCGGGGGUUCAGGAAUCCAAGAGCUGAACAAACGAUUGACUGACAUGAAAAUGGCAUCGAACCAAGAUACUAUACGAAGGGAAAGCACAUUUAGUAAUUACUGGAGCAUGAAGUCUGAUCAUAGUCGCAGAAACAGUCAGGUACCAUCUGAACAUCAUAGGUUAAGCAACGCCUCAUCUCUGUACGAUCCAAUUUCUGUGGAUUAUUCCCCUAGUCAAGCAAAUACAGCUAUUGGCCCCGAUCUCGAUGCUUUUCCCGCAAGUGAAGAAUGUAGGCAAAUGCCAGAAAGUGCCAAGAUGUCCAGACCGCAAACACACCAAUCGCCCGCUGUGCAUCAUCCAAAUUCCAAUAUUAACUUGGACGAGGUGGGCGAAGGCGAAUCGCUGGAAAGCAAAAUGGUAUUACCAGACGAUUUCGACGACGUCAUUAAAGACAUGAUAAUUGGCGAAAAAAUCGACAACUACGAUCUCAUCGACGAACUGACUGAAUCCGCGUUGGAGAACAUUCCUGCGUUGACGCCGCCCAUAAUCGCAGAAAAUGCAAAUUUGGGUAGUCCGCAAGUGCUGGCCAACCCAAGGCCCGUCCCGAAUCCUCCGCCGCCCAACGAUAGGCCCAAAGUGGCCAACAACAGUCAUCGUAACAUGCGCAGCAACAGUCUGCCGGUCAAUUGGCAAGGGCAAGGACAAACUCAAGGCUUGCCCAGAUCGACGUACCACCCGAAUCAGUUCCAAAAUCAAAGAGUUUAUCAAACGAACGCGCCUCUGCAGCAGAACAACAACAACGGUGCCAACAACAACAACAACAACAACAUCAACGCAGCGAAUAACAACAACAACAACAUAAACUGCGCCCCCGCCAUGCAGCAGAGACAAAACGGCGGUCGAUAUUCGUACUCGUCCAACCAGGACUUUGCCAACUACAACCACAACUACGCGAAUUUCAGACAGAACCACAUGCAAUAUCAAAUGAAAACCAACAGCCAGCAGCAGCACUACAGGAACAAUCAGUUCCACGAACACAGCAACGGCGGUUACUACAACGGUCAAGACGCCUACCAGCGGAACAACAACGACGGUCAACAAGCCAAUCCGAACGUGGCUCACGGCAUGAACUACAACAACGGCGGUUACUACAACAACAGUGGCUGCAGCAACCAGCAGUGCAGUCAACAACAGCAAUGCAGCAAUCAACAUUACUACAACAACGGUUACCCGAACAACAACGGCGGUAACAGCAAAUUCGGCGGAACCUACUCCACCAGACCGAACAACAUGAACCCGCAGGAACAACAGUACUAUAUGGACCUGGACAGGAAGCCGGAAAGCGAGGCGAGACCUAUGGAAGCAACCCCCUCGUUCCCGUCGCCGGCUCAAGGAUUCGACAGCAGCAACAACAUGGUGUUGAAAGACAUGUCCACUUCGCUGAGUUCGUUGUACGACGAGAACACGUUCUUCCAGAUGUCGACCGUGUAUUCGGAAUCAUGAGUUUUAUAUUAUUAUUUUUAUUAUUCUCGUGUGUAAAUUAAAACUAUAGUUACCACUCGGAUUUAGUGUGCGUCGUGUCGAUCGUUUCUUUUUUUUUUUGUAUUUGUAUAAUAUGCCAAGAUCGUGUAUGUAAUAGUGUAUAAUGUCAUUGAAAGAUUGCAUAUUAAGUUUCAAAGACAAAAUAGUUUAAAAGUUGAGAGCAUUCUAUUAUUUUUCUUGUAAAAAAAAAAAAAUUAAAACUUUACAGGAGUUGAAGAAUAGUUUUUUUUUUGUAUAUUGAACGUGUUAAAAUUUAUAAUUU
Adelges cooleyi (spruce gall adelgid) is the source of this 4209-nucleotide messenger RNA. RefSeq names its product zinc finger protein GLI2 (gene ci). Gene Ontology annotation, cellular component: nucleus. The coding region runs from base 585 to 3908 and encodes 1107 amino acids. Gene Ontology annotation, molecular function: RNA polymerase II cis-regulatory region sequence-specific DNA binding; DNA-binding transcription factor activity, RNA polymerase II-specific. The record is from RefSeq and is a predicted model, not a curated record. Gene Ontology annotation, biological process: regulation of transcription by RNA polymerase II. Lineage: Eukaryota; Metazoa; Arthropoda; Insecta; Hemiptera; Adelgidae. The transcript has 13 exons.